AUGGCGCUGCUGCCCGCGCUGCUGCUGCUGCUCCUGCCCCUGGCGGCGCUGGCGGCGGCCGCCGUGCUGCUCGGCCUGCCCGGCUACGACAUCCCGCCCGGGGUGAACCAGCCGGCCAAGCUGCGCCUGGUGCUGACCGUGCUGCUCGGCACCGCCGCGCUGGGAAGGAUUUUGGAGAAGACUGGGCUUUGCAGCCAAAUCACUUUUGGCCGAUACGUGCGACAGGGACGGAAACUAGGGUUGGAUCCAAAGCUCUUUAUCCAGGAUGUGCAGUUUAACAAAGUACCUGUGAGGGUUUAUCAGCCUAAAGCUACCUCGGAUGGACCAAGGAGAGGCAUCCUCUUCUUUCAUGGAGGAGGCUGGGUAUUCGGAAGCCUUGAUACCUAUGAAAAGGUGUGUCGCUACCUCUCCAGGGAGAGUGACUCAGUGGUAGUGUCUGUGCAGUACCGUUUAGCCCCCGAGCACAAAUACCCCGCUGCGUACGAGGACUGUCUGAGCGCCACGCAGCACUUCCUGCAGCACCUGCAGCACUACGCCGUGGAUCCCGCCCGCGUCACUGUCUGCGGGGACAGUGCUGGGGGCAACCUGGCAGCUGCUGUGAGCCAGACCCUGGCAGGCAGGUCAGACCUCCCCAGGCUCCGUGCUCAGAUCCUCAUCUACCCAGGCCUUCAGGCUCUGGACUUCAAUUUACCAUCCUACCAACAGAAUCGGGGAGUCCCUCUGCUAUUCCGGGAACGUGCUGCUUUCUUUGCUUUGCUGUACCUCAAUGGGGAUGCACUGCACAUGCAAGAGGUCUUGGAGGGCUCUCAUAUUCCUCCAGACAUGAGGCUGAAGUAUAGGAAGUGGGUGAGUCCAGACAACAUCCCUGAGGAAUUUAAGGUCAGAGGUGUGAAGCCAUUUAGGCCCACUGAUUUUAUAGCUGAAGUUUAUGAGACAGUGAAGAGAUUCUGUGAGCCCAACCUGUGCCCGCUGUUGGCUGAAGACUCUGUUGUUCACCAGCUGCCAGAAUCUUUCAUCCUGACCUGCGAGUACGACGUGCUGCGGGACGAUGGCUUGUUGUACAAGAAGAGGCUGGAGGACAACGGGGUUCCAGUGACCUGGUACCACCUUGAAGAUGGAUUCCAUGGAAUCAUAAGCUUGUAUGAUUAUUGUGGUGUGUCAUUUCCAUCUGGGAAAAAGGGAUUGGACAGUGUUGUUAACUUCCUAAAAAGCUUAUAGUAAACAUCUUAGAUUCCAUGAGUCUGUUCAUACUUCAACCUAGGAAAAUAUCUUUUUAGGAUAUUUAAUAUCAGGUUGUGGUAGUGAAUCAGGGGCAGCCAUUAACAGUGAUAAACAAAGCUCAUCAGAACCUAAUUCCAGCUGUUUGUUGGAACAUGGAAUAUGCAAACCUUACACAAGCUUGUACCAUGCUGCAAGCCCUUGUCUUUAGCUCUGUUAGUAGCAAACAGCUCUUUGAACAGACGUCCUGGUUUGUUCCAGUUCUUUAAAAUAAAAUAUAUCUGAGUGAAGAGAAA
Molecule: messenger RNA, 1514 nt
Organism: Hirundo rustica (Barn swallow)
Lineage: Eukaryota; Metazoa; Chordata; Aves; Passeriformes; Hirundinidae
Product: arylacetamide deacetylase-like 4
Exons: 4
Coding region: 1-1218 (405 amino acids)
Cellular component (GO): membrane
Molecular function (GO): carboxylic ester hydrolase activity
Source: RefSeq, a predicted model, not a curated record